Molecule: messenger RNA, 1160 nt
Organism: Striga asiatica
Lineage: Eukaryota; Viridiplantae; Streptophyta; Magnoliopsida; Lamiales; Orobanchaceae
Source: the annotation of a GenBank genome assembly
AAAUUGCUCUAAUAGUGUUGCGUGCUUAUCACUAUUUUUUUCUUAUUCAAAGUCAAAUGAGAUUAUGUCAUCACAUCUCACAAGAUAGAAACUUGGAAGAGGGAAGUUUGUUGACAUUUUCAUGCGCUUCAAUUGUCUCCAAAAUUCCAGAUUCGUCAUCAUGGCCUCGUCUAACAAUGGCAGCGCAAAGAAACUUAUUCAAAUUGACGUGAGUGCUGACACUGUAUGCCCGUGGUGCUUUGUGGGGAAAAAGAAUUUGGACAAAGCUAUAUCUUCUUCAGAUGAUAGAUACACUUUUGAGAUCAAUUGGCAUCCUUAUAUGCUUAAUCCUUCAGCACCUAAAGAAGGGGUAGUUAAGAAGGAAUUUUACCUUAAUAAGUUUGGGCCUCGAGCUGUACAAAUGGAAGCGCGAAUGACUGAGAUUUUUAAAGGCCUUGGACUGGAGUACGACACUUCUGGACUUACGGGAAACACUCUGGAUAGUCACAGGUUAAUCUAUUUUGCUGGCAAACAAGGGCUCGACAAGCAACAUAAACUCGUUGAAGAGCUUUACCUCGGCUACUUCACACAGGGAAAGUACAUAGGUGACAGGGAUUUCCUUGUGGAGAGUGCUAAAAAGGUUGGAAUUGAAGGAGCAUCUGAGUUUCUUGAAGAUCCAAACAACGGGGUAAAUGAGGUUAAUGAAGAAAUCGAGCAACACUCGGCCCACAUUAGUGGAGUCCCUCAUUAUGUGGUGAACGGGAAGUACCAAUUGAGCGGAGGCCAACCACCUGAGAGUUUCCUAAAAGCUUUUCAGGCUGCUGCAAAUACCUAGUUAUGUGGGUUUCCAUCCGAGACAAAAUGUAAAAUAAAAUAAAAAUGAGGAGCUUUAAUAUAAUAACUUAUGCAAUCUGAAACGAUACACAGAAUAUUUUCAUGUCUUGUAUUGCCUCUUUUGAUUUCCUUUGAAACUCUUCUGGAGGUUAUACUAUUAUGCUAGUUAGUAGUGUGCCAACCACGGUAACUGAAACUUAAAUAAUGUUGUCUUGUCUGUUUCUAUUAUGUAAAUAAUUCAACUGGAUAUGGAACCAAUAUUUUGGAGGGUGAUUUUAAUGUGAUUUGCCUCAAAUCAUGAUUUUGUUGCUGUAUUUCAUAUUGUAUGUUUCCACCGCAAAGGGAAG